Molecule: messenger RNA, 1767 nt
Organism: Olea europaea var. sylvestris
Lineage: Eukaryota; Viridiplantae; Streptophyta; Magnoliopsida; Lamiales; Oleaceae
Product: probable inactive receptor kinase At2g26730
Exons: 2
Coding region: 1-1767 (588 amino acids)
Biological process (GO): protein phosphorylation
Molecular function (GO): ATP binding; protein kinase activity; protein binding
Source: RefSeq, a predicted model, not a curated record
AUGCAAAAACUUGCUCCUGGAAAUAAUCCAGAAGAAAACUGGGGUUGGAAUAUGAGUUCUGAUCCUUGUAUUGAUGCCUGGAAAGGGAUUUCUUGUGAUCAAAGUAUGCAAUUUGUUAAAAAGAUAGUACUUGAUCAGUUGAAUUUCACUGGUGUUCUUGAUGCUGCUUCUGUGUGUUCAGCGAAGAAUCUUGCAGUGCUGAGCCUAAGCAACAAUAAUGUUUCUGGGAUUUUACCAGACGAGGUAUCAAAUUGCACGCGUUUGACACAUUUGUAUCUACACGAAAAUAGUUUCACCGGGGAUCUCCCUGGAUCCCUGUCAAGAUUAAGUAAUUUGAAGAGACUUGUUAUAUCAGACAAUGGCUUCACCGGUGGGAUACCGGAUAUUUCAAGAGUCUCGGGAUUGCUCACUUUUCUUGCUCAAAACAAUCAGUUCAAUGGAGUUAUACCAAAGUUUGAGUUCUCGAAUCUUGAAGAAUUCAAUGUCUCUGACAACAAUCUCAGUGGGAGUAUUCCUGAUGUUGAGGGUCAUUUCAAUGCAAGUAGCUUUUUAGGCAAUCCUGGAUUAUGUGGAGAGCCAUUGCCUAAUGCUUGCUCUCCCCCCCCUCCUCCUCCUCCGGCCGAAAAGCAAGGUCUGUCGAGCAAGAUGUAUCUUAUGUAUCUCGGAUAUGCUUUUAUCGGCCUAAUUCUUGUGUGUCUCAUUGCCCUCAAAGUGAUACGGAACAAAAAGAAUAAAGAGAAGAAGGAGAUUGCGAAAAAGGGCUUGCAAACAGAUGCAACAAAAGACAAGAUUAGUAGCAGCACUUCUAGUGAGUCGAAAAGAGGAGGAAACAUAUCCGAGUAUUCAAUAACAUCCGUUGAAAGUGGGAUGGCUUCAUCAUCACUUGUAGUUCUCUCGAGCCCGGUGGCUAAUGGGCUGAAAUUCGAGGAUUUGCUUCGAUCUCCAGCUGAAUUGAUCGGAAGAGGUCGACAUGGAAGCCUAUACAAGGUCACGCUUAACAGCGGAAUGACUCUCGCGGUGAAAAGAAUCCGGAAUUGGGACAUUUCUAGAGACGAUUUCAAGAAGAGGGUGCAUAGAAUAGACCAAGUAAAGCAUCCACAUGUAACGCCUGUUGUUGCCUAUUACUGUUCAAGGCAAGAACAGCUCUUGGUUUAUCAAUUCCAGGAGAAUGGCAGUCUCUUCAGGCUUAUUCAUGGAUCACAAAAUGGGCAAUUAUUUGAUUGGGGAAGCAGAUUAAGUGUCGCAGCCAGAAUUGCUGAGGCAUUGGCUUUCAUGCAUGAGGGACUUCAAAGAGAUGGAAUUGCACAUGGCAACCUGAAAUCCUCAAAUAUUUUGCUGAACAAUGGAAUGGAGCCCUGUAUAAGUGAAUAUGGUCUAGCAGUGGUUAACAAUCAAGAUCAAUCAUUUCUUCCUCCUAAUGACAGCUUCCAAGAUAUCACUUCCCCAGUAAACAACGCGUUCAAGGCUGAUGUUUAUGGAUUCGGCGUCAUACUUCUUGAGCUGCUGACCGGGAAACUCGUCCAGAACAAUGGGUUCGACUUAGGCCAGUGGGUGAAUACGGCUAUAAGAGAAGAAUGGACGGUUGAAGUUUUCGACAAGACAUUGGUAUCGGAGGGUGCAAGUGAGGAGAGGAUGGUGAAUCUUUUGCAUAUAGCUCUAAAGUGCAUAAAUCCAUCACCAGAAGAAAGGCCAUGCAUGAGGGAAGUUACCGUAAUCAUAAACUCUAUUAAGGAAUAUGAAGAGAAAUCUCUUAGUUCUGAGGCCUGA